This is a messenger RNA of Seriola dumerili (greater amberjack), 1023 nucleotides long. RefSeq names its product spermatogenesis-associated protein 6-like (gene spata6l). Gene Ontology annotation, biological process: spermatogenesis. Lineage: Eukaryota; Metazoa; Chordata; Actinopteri; Carangiformes; Carangidae. Bases 1 to 1023 code for a protein of 340 amino acids. Gene Ontology annotation, molecular function: myosin light chain binding. The transcript is spliced from 10 exons. The record is from RefSeq and is a predicted model, not a curated record.
AUGCCGCGAAAAGCGCUGAAAGUGUUGGUUGAGUUAAAGUUCAGAGCGGUUUCUUGUCCUGGAGUUUACCUGCAAGCCAAAGAUGAUAUCUACCUCAGCAUGUGCUUCAUGAGCCAGUACCGUCAGUCUAAAUGUCUCCCUGCUGUCUUCCCUCUGCUGUUCCAUGAGAAGAUGAUGUUUGAAAAGAUUUUCAGGCAUGCAGUUGAUCCUGGAGACAUCGCUGUAAUGCUUGAGUAUGAGAUGAUCAGAGUUGAGCUGGUGCAGCUGGUCCCCCCUGCAGGGGACACUCUGGCCUGCUUCGAGGAAGAUGCUCGACGGUUCUUGUACCCAGAGCCCAGACUGGUUCCCUCCUUCUCUGGAGUGGACCGAAAGAUUCUGAUGACCCGAGCAGCUCACUUUCCAGGCAUUGCUCCGAUGUUGGAGUUCUCCACCAAAACCACCAUCAUUGAGUGCUCAGCUGAUGCAGAGGUCAACAUUUACCCCAACGUACCCUUGAGUCCAGAGAUAAAGAGAAACACAAAGUGCUCCAGCAGACCCAGGACCUGCUCUCCUCAGAGGACACAACCUCAAACCUUUGUAAGGAGAAAAGGUGGCAGGAUGGACAGAGAAAAAAGGAGCACUUCCAGGUCCCAGUCCCUGUCCCCACUGAGAGCGGGAAACACCCAGCGUCUGGCCCACCUCAGCCUGGACUCUGCAGCUCCCAUCCCAGCAGACAUGGACACAGCCAGCAGCUCCCAGCCUGCUGGAGAGAAAUCUGAGGGCGACUCAAGCUCUUCACAAACAGAUGAUCCUGUUGACAACCACUGUGGUCCUGACCCUGCAGCACUGUUGCGGUCUUAUAAACAACAAGCCAGGCUCAGCAGGUCUCCAUCCAGUUCUCACAGGGAAUGGGAAGAAGUCCAUAAGCGUGUUCAAGGACUCCUGACGACGCCAAAAGCUGUACGUCGACUCAUCUACGGGGCCACAGUGUGUGAGGUGGACAGGGUUUUGGCUAGAAGAUCCAUCUCUCCAGGUCCACCAUGA